AUGCUGCGGAGACGCUUGACCUCUUCUUCGUAUCUGUUGCGGACAGAGCGAGGUCGAAUUCAUGACGGACAAAGUCGAGAAGGUCGGCGAGUCUGGCUGAACUGGUGUGCGGAGCUCCCGCGGGAGGUGCUGCGCCAGGUGGACCAGCAGCAGCACCGGGAGGGCCGCUGGAAGCAGGGCCUCCGGGACCGCCUGCUCCAGGUGCGCCCGGAUGCGGACCCUGCUGGGCUGCUGCGGCAGCGGCAGCGGCCGCGGCUGCCUGUGAAGGACCAGGACCACCUGGACCGGAAGGAGGCGGACCCGAUGGAGGACCUUGGGGCCCGGCGGAAGGUACGAUGGAUCGAUGGCCGUACAUGCUUGUCAACUAGAGUGUUGGUACAGAUGGACGGUCCGAAGCCGCUGGAUGUGAGGGAGAAACGCCGGAUGCUCCGAAAAUGUGCUGUGACGGCGGAGAUCAGACGCACAAUGGCAGGAUCUUACGAAGCAAAGCGCGCAAACGUAACUCUGACGCCGUGA
Pseudozyma hubeiensis SY62 is the source of this 516-nucleotide messenger RNA. RefSeq lists its product as hypothetical. The coding region runs from base 1 to 516 and encodes 171 amino acids. NCBI's taxonomy places the organism in Eukaryota, Fungi, Basidiomycota, Ustilaginomycetes, Ustilaginales, Ustilaginaceae. The record is from RefSeq and is a predicted model, not a curated record. The transcript is spliced from 2 exons.